AUGCCCCAGUACAUCCUCUGGAUCUUUUUCUUGGCAACAAUGAAGGCGAGAGGGGAGCUGCCGUUCAUUGCAGAAAACAACGCGGCUAUGAUGGUAAACUGGAAUGCAGUUGAAGAAAACAAAAAACUAUAUGCAAUUUAUGACACGAGUGUGAACGAUCCCGGCAACAUGUCCUUCGUGAAAGAAACUGUGGAUAAAUUGUUGAAGGGCUACGACAUCCGCCUCCGGCCGGAUUUCGGAGGUCCGCCCGUCUGCGUGGGGAUGAACAUCGACAUCGCCAGCAUCGACAUGGUUUCCGAAGUCAACAUGGAUUACACUUUGACUAUGUAUUUUCAACAGUACUGGAGAGAUAAGAGGCUAGCUUACGCUGGCAUACCUCUCAACCUCACGCUUGAUAACCGAGUGGCAGAUCAACUCUGGGUGCCUGACACUUACUUCCUAAAUGACAAGAAAUCAUUUGUGCAUGGCGUUACCGUGAAGAAUCGAAUGAUUCGCCUUCACCCAGACGGAACGGUGCUUUACGGCCUCAGAAUCACAACCACUGCAGCUUGUAUGAUGGACUUGAGAAGAUACCCAUUAGAUGAACAAAACUGUACUCUGGAAAUAGAAAGCUAUGGCUACACAACCGACGACAUAGAGUUCUACUGGAGAGGUGGAGAUAAUGCAGUCACUGGCGUGGAGAGGAUUGAGCUUCCUCAGUUCUCCAUCGUGGAAUAUAGACUGGUGUCAAAGAAUGUUGUCUUUGCCACAGGUGCCUAUCCAAGACUCUCACUGAGCUUCAGGUUGAAGAGAAAUAUUGGAUACUUUAUUCUUCAAACCUACAUGCCCUCCAUACUGAUUACCAUUUUAUCAUGGGUGUCAUUCUGGAUCAAUUAUGAUGCAUCAGCAGCAAGAGUUGCCCUUGGAAUUACAACUGUGCUGACUAUGACAACAAUCAACACUCAUCUGCGAGAGACUUUGCCUAAAAUUCCGUAUGUUAAAGCCAUUGACAUGUAUCUCAUGGGCUGCUUUGUAUUUGUCUUCUUGGCCUUACUUGAAUACGCCUUUGUCAACUACAUUUUCUUCGGAAAAGGCCCUCAAAGGCAGAAGAAACUUGCAGAAAAAACAGCAAAGGCAAACAACGAUCGCUCAAAGUUUGAAGGCAACCGGGUGGACACCCAUGGAAACAUUCUGCUAACAUCGCUUGAAAUUCACAACGAGGUGGCAAGCAACGAGGUCACCACCAGCGUUACGGAUGCCCGAAAUUCAACGAUAUCCUUUGACAACUCAGGAAUCCAGUACAGAAAACAAAGCUCACAUCGCGAAAGCCUUGGAAGGCGUUCGUCAGAAAGAACAGGCUCCCACAGCAAGAGGGGCCAUUUACGAAGAAGGUCUUCGCAACUGAAAAUAAAAAUCCCUGAUCUAACAGAUGUGAAUGCCAUUGACAGAUGGUCAAGAAUGGUGUUUCCAUUCACAUUUUCUCUUUUCAACUUAAUUUACUGGCUAUACUAUGUUAACUGA
This is a messenger RNA of Gymnogyps californianus (California condor), 1500 nucleotides long. RefSeq names its product gamma-aminobutyric acid type A receptor subunit beta3 (gene GABRB3). Lineage: Eukaryota; Metazoa; Chordata; Aves; Accipitriformes; Cathartidae. The record is from RefSeq and is a predicted model, not a curated record. Gene Ontology annotation, biological process: signal transduction; chemical synaptic transmission; monoatomic ion transmembrane transport. Gene Ontology annotation, molecular function: neurotransmitter receptor activity; GABA-A receptor activity; extracellular ligand-gated monoatomic ion channel activity. The transcript has 10 exons. Gene Ontology annotation, cellular component: neuron projection; membrane; synapse. The coding region runs from base 1 to 1500 and encodes 499 amino acids.